AUGGGUUUCUUCUCCGUACGGUGGACCGGGUUCCUCCUGGUGAUGAUCGCAUGCUUCUCAGUCAGCGUGAGGGAAUCCGCCGCCACCGGAGGUUUUCCGAAGCCGCCGAACUGCAAGAUCUUGGAGUGCCCCUCCUACAAGGUCGUAUUCAGCGGGAAGGACUUCGAGAUUAGGAGCUACAGGAAUGCCCUCUGGAUCUCCUCUCCUCCCAUUAACAGCUCCUCCUUCGAGGCAGCCACCGGCAAAGGUUUCGGCCCGUAAGUCUUACUCCCUCCCUCCCUCUCUCUCUCUUUCUCUCUCUCUCUCGGUCUUUCUCCGUGACGCCAACUGAACGGCUGAUGUAUGUGCAUGGCACAGUCUCUUUGCGUAUAUCGAAGGGAAGAACGAUCGCCGGGAGAAGGUGGGCAUGACGGCACCGGUGGUCGUCGACAUCAGCCCGUUUGCAGGGACAUUCGUGGUUCGCUUCUAUUUACCACGGAGAUACCAGAAGAACCCCCCUCGCUCGAAAGAGGUUCGCCCUGAGACAUGGCCGGGGACGCGGUACGCCGCCGUGAGGCGCUUCGGCGGAUUCCUGAAGGACGAAGUAAUCCCUCCUCAGGCUUCGGCCUUGAGGGAGAGCCUCCGGGGAACCCGCUGGGAGGCGGCCGUGAUCUCCCGGCCCGGUGGUCCGACCGCCUACACCGUCGCCGGCUACGACUCCCCCGACGAGCGCAAGAACCGCAUCAAUGAAGUGAUGUUCCUCUUUUGA
Molecule: messenger RNA, 748 nt
Organism: Spirodela intermedia
Lineage: Eukaryota; Viridiplantae; Streptophyta; Magnoliopsida; Alismatales; Araceae
Source: the annotation of a GenBank genome assembly